GUGAUCGUGCCUGCCCUUCACAUCCGUCCACAUCCUGCUAGGCUCAGCUCCCAAGCGCAGCACAACCAUGGCCCUGCUCAAGUCAAACAAGGUGAUCCUCUGUUUGGGGAACAUCUCCCCGUCCCUGGGGGUUCUGUCCACUCGCAACAGGUGAGUUAAACAGGCGUAAUGACAGGACGCAGAGACGUGGCGCACGGUAACAUUAGUAUAUGCAAACUAGCAGCGUGGCCUCACGUUACUUUCACUGCUAGCUCCAUUAGCAGGCAUGCUGUCAUUUAAAGGUUAACGUAAUCGGUUCACUCAGCAGCCAGAUUCUUGCAGGGAUUAAACUUCUCCGUGAUUAUCUCAGCCACAGCAGCUCAGCAGGUAAGACAGGCAGGGGUCAAAUGAUUGCAGUGGGCCCACUGCAGAGAGUGAGGAGGUUAACCAGCGAAUGAAGGCAAACCGCUGCUGCUGCUGCUGCUGCUGCUAACGCGAAAUCUUUAGUUCCAGGUGAAUGAUGCAGGAUGCUAUAACCUCGAUAACCUCACAGGUCACCGCCUGGUGUGCCAGACAGCCUCUAGUUGACCUUAGUUAACUCGAGGUCGCUAACUUAUCACCCAGGCUCGCCACGCUCGUGUGUUCGCGGCACGUUCCGGUGAAUCACUCGCUGGUGUGAAGAGAAAUGAUCGAUUUAUCUGAUCUGAUCCAGUAUUUGUCACUUCGAUUAAAGACUUGAAUCUUUAAAUUUACUCUGUUUUUAUACAGUCAGCCACCUGUGUGAAAAUUUGCACGACCGCUACAUCUUUAGCUGAUACUUCCCCCGCAGAAUUUUGAGCUUAGCGACUUGUCGUAGUUGAUGAAGUCUUGCGAGCUGAUUGGUCGUUGUGUUCCGCCUUCGGCCUCUGAUUGGCUGAUUUCUAGCCAUGAAGCAGCUAACAUAUGUCCUUUCAGGGUCUGCUUGGAGGGCAAACUCCGACAGAUUUCUUUAAACGCGUUUAAUCAAAGAUUUCUCUUAUAUGACAGGUUUUUGUAGUGCUAAAAAGUUUAAUGAAAUAUCCACGUUCGGGGCUAAUUCUCUCUCCACUGUUAUCGGUGUCGUUGGUUUUGCCAGCCGAUUUGUUUCAGGGCUAAAGCCUCAUCUUCCUCUUGUCUUGGGCUCUGCACAGACCCUUUUUUGAUUUUAAAUGCUUGAGGGAAUCACUGAAAUUAGCUUUUUUGCAUCAAGACUAUUUGACUUGGUCAGGCAUCUCUGUUCCAACAACAAAAAUAAAUAAAUAAAAAUAAAACAUUAAAAUUAAAUUAUCUAAAUUAUAAAAUGCUGUUAUUAAAAUUAUGUCACUUGUCGUGUUAGGGUCGCUGUUAGAUCAAUAUCCAAUAAUUAGAGCAAAAACUAAAAUCAUAAGUGCACUGACAGGCACCACACUGACAGUCAGAUCUUCUUCCAAUCAUGUGAGAUUUAGAAAAUUGUCAUUUUUCCACGUUUUUCCCUGCACAAAAAAAGUCUCAGGCAUGUCCAAACAUGUGAGAUCAGUUCAGUAUAUAUGUCUGCAUGAGGGGUACACUGACAAAGAAAGGCCCAGAGGCCCACUACAAAAACUAUUUUAAGCAAUAUUGUCAUGGACAAUGAAGCCUAACAAGGUAACCUAGAGAUGAGAACCAAAUUGGAUGAUAGAGAAAUGUUUUUUAGUGUAAUUUACAGCUGAUUCAAGACAAAGGUCCUUAAUAUGGUAGGUGUGUAGUAAAAGCUAACACAGGAGGAAGGUUAAAGCAUUUUGGUCUGGUUUCAAAGGAUGAAUAAAUUACCACAAAGAUUUCUAUACAGCGAUGUAAGACGCUCGUAUCAAGGGAAAAGACCCCUUUAUUUCUAAACAUUAACAUGCCAAACAAAGCCUCUUUUGUCUAUUGAUCACUGAUAACCUGCCCGUGUCUCUGUUGUUUAUAUAAAUGCUGAAGUUUAGCAGUUCAAAGGUUCUGUGUAUAUACCCAUGGCAGGCAUGAUAACCUCUCUUCAACCAGAUUGCUCUCACUUUCUGGAGUUUUUGCUACUUUACCUUUUAAUAACGUGAAGGUAAAAGUUUUACUUGACACAAUUGCAACUAUCUUAAAUGUAACAGUUUGUUUACCAAUGUAUAAUUCCUACUACACUGCAUAAAAUCUUAUCUAAUCCAAACUGAAGUGUUUAUCGCAUUGUUUGCAUAACAGCAUUGACAUUGCAUCAUAAGCAGCACCAUAAACUACACCUUCAUUACUACAACAGAGGAAAUACUCUGAGCGUCUAUUAGGUGUUUAUCCGUCAUGUCUGUUUUUAUUACCCAGUAAAGUUGGGCUUUGAUUAUUUAUCGAAGUGUCAGUGUUUCAAAAUAACACACUCUACUGUAUUUAGGUAAAUUACUGCUAGGCUGACCUCAAUAUUUUUAAGCAGAUCUCUACACUAAAUUCAUACAAUAAACAUGUUGGUAGGUAAACUGGAUUCACUAUUUGAUGAACCACUGACAUAUUUUUAAUAACAGACUUGAGAUGUGUGACUCCUGCCCUUUGCAAGGUGUUCUGUCCUAAAUUUAGCUGCAAAGUUUAGAGGGUUUACAAAGUAGAAGAAACCUGAGACAAUGUGUGAGCAGCCUGCACCGAAGGUCACAACAUGCAACAACCUCCAUUUAAAUAGAUUUGUGUCAGAAUAUAUUUAAUAUUCAUCUAAAAGAUAGAGGUGACAGUGAGAAAAAUGGAUCAUAUGCUCUUUUAAUUGUGAAGGAAAAUUCACUUGGCAGAGAAUCACUCUGAAACCUUCCUUUGUGACUACCAUCAUGACCAUCACUGUCAGGAGAGGAUGACUCGGAUGUUAUAAAUAUGUGUAUUUUUUCUUGAGGGCUACACAAAGACUCACUUCCACAUGAAACAUUUUUGCCAAUAUAACCAAGGUUUUUUUGGGGGGGUUUGAGUGAUCUACCUUUUUCUUCAUGUUAAGUUACAGCUGCUCUUUAAACAUUGUUUAUAAAUGUUAUAAGAAAUUGAUAGAUGUCUGGUAAUUCAGAGUGAUUCGAUGCCUGACAACUACAUCACAUGCAUACAUUCAGAGAGAGCAAGAAGGUAUUAUACAUGAGUCCUGAUGUGUAUUGACAUGUGAAUGUUUUUCAUUGUGGUAGGUUCACUGAUGUAGUUUGAUAUAUUUAAACAGCCUUUACCAAACGUCACCUGUGUGUUGAGCAGCACAUUAUACUGGGCAGUGGUCAGGAGGUCAGAGUGCUUGACCUUUUUUAACAUUUGAUAUUCAGCACACAUUUAGCGUCCUUAACAUCCAGUCAGUUCUCUAUCUUUUCCAACUGCUGUGUCUCUGCAGAUAUGACUUGUUCCUCCUACUUAGCAGAUUUCUGUUUUACAAAUGAACAAUGCCCAAAUCUUAGCAGGACAUUUGGUUUGUUUGUCAGAAUGUUUUCGAAUUACAAUUGAGUUUAUUUAAAUAUCAUACAACACUGAGCAACAUUUAGCAGAGUGUAACACAUUAGACUGUUCACCGGUGAGACUUACAUCAUAUACUACAUGAAAAAAGAAACCUUUUUAUUUUGGGUUAAAGAACUAUUAACUUAUUUCCUCCAUUGCUUUAUACUAAUGAAGUAGAAGAAUAAUUGAAAACACCGGGGCAAAGCGUUGAGUUGAAUUAUCUUCAUUUAUAUGUUGUGAUGCCUAAAACAGCUGGAGUAAGGACUUUGUGGACAAAGGAGGGAUUACAUAAACUUUAUUUUCCAGCCCAGAUUAACUGUUACCCUUGUUUUUUGGACUCUGGACCCUCUGAACAGGUUAUAAUGUUUGUUUGAUGAAACCCACUGAGAGCCCACUGAGCAUGUCUUUCAUAUGUUUCCACAUCAGUGUUUCCUCAGGUCACAUGAGGGGUUAAGCGUGUUAACCAGGGGGAGUUGCUAAUACGAACAUUACAUUAGCGUAACCAGUAUUGCUUAAUGCCAUGAAAUGUUAAUAAGCAGCACAUGUCAUGACCCUGUCAAAGACAAACUCUGUUUUUCAGUGCAGCACGCACAGAUUAACUCUUGUGAGUGAACUCUUGUCUCUUUCAGUGGUUUGCCGCUCAUAUUGACAGUCACCUGAUUUGAUUUGAUCUGAUUCUUUGCAGCUCAUGGUGGGGUGGAGUGCAGAUGGGUCCCCCCGAUCCCAUCCUGGGGGUGACCGAAGCCUUCAAGAGGGACACCAAUCCCAAAAAGAUGAACCUGGGAGUGGGAGCCUACAGGGAUGACCAGGGCAAGCCCUUUGUGCUUAGUUGUGUCCGCAAGGUAUAACCAAGUCCAGGCAUUUUUUUUCUCUAUCACGCACACACAGGCAUGCACACAAGGUUUUUUUCUUCAGCAGUUAUCUGGUUACCUUUUACCCAAGUGUGGAAAACAAUCACAUAAUAAGGUCUUAAUAUAUUAUGAUGAAAGAACCACAGUACAUUACUACUGGCAGUGUGUGUUUUGAAAAUACGGUGAUCACUCAGGGAGUUUGAUAGUUGAUGGUUUUAACUUUAAGUUGAUGGUUUAAAAAUUGUCACAGAUUUUUGCAGUGUCAUUCUGAACUCAGCCUCUGUUGCUCCUGAAUAUUCAUAGAUAAUGUAGAUAAUGAGAGGUCAGACACACAUUAAGGAUCAGAAGAGGUUCUGCCUUAUUAUAUCAUAUAUAUCAUUCAGCCCUAUUUUAUAUACAAAGCAGGAAGUGCGGACCAAGGAAAGAAGCUGUGAAUUAUACCUGUUUUCUAUUUUACAAUUGUAGGCAGAGGCCAUCAUUGCAGCCAAGCAGCUGGACAAGGAGUACCUUGCAAUCGGUGGUUUGGGGGACUUUACCAAGGCCUGCGCCCAACUUGCCCUUGGAGCUGACAAUGAAGUCUUGAAGAGUGGCAGGGUAGGUUGAGUGGUGUGAAAUGCAUAAAGCUGAUUGAAACUUCAAAGUUCAAACAAACAUGAAAGUUCUCCUUUCCCAACAGAACAUCACCGUCCAAACCAUUUCAGGCACCGGAUCCCUGCGCAUUGGGGCCAACUUCUUGGUAAGGUCUACUUGUCACUUUGUGUCGACAAACUGAAGUUUGGCUGGUUAUCUCAUCAGGUCUUCUUUAUUGGAUUCUGAUGCAGGCUCGGUUCCAUGGAGGUCCACGUGAUGUGUACCUGCCCAAACCUUCCUGGGGAAACCACACACCUAUUUUCAGAGACGCUGGCAUGCAGUUGAAAGCAUACAGAUACUACGACCCCGCCACCUGUGGCUUUGACUUCAAAGGAGCUCUGGACGACAUUUCUGUAAGACAUUUAUGAUGGACAAGAGAAACAUCUGUGAAGAUAAUUCAAACAUAUUACUUUACAGUAACAAGCCCUGAAAGUUUGCUGAUAGCAUGAACUCUUUGAAUUAUAUAGAUGAAGAAAGUGUCAUUCAGAGUCAGAAUCAGGUUUAGUGCAUUAAUUUUUUCAACUUAGGCACAGUCAUUGAUUAACUUUGUAUUUUUUGUUUUCAGUUUAUUUAUUAGUGACCGACUGGUGCUGGGGGGUGAAUUUAUUAUUUGCUUGUAAGACCUUCGUUUUUGCCGCUUUGUUGUCUGCAAUGUAGAACUGCCUAACAUAACUAAUUAAAACUUGAUUGGUUGGAAGCCCAAAGCUAGUCAUUUUAUGUCAUCCAUAUAAGUAAAAAUGGGGAUGUUGGGAGAAAGGUGGCUAGUGUGGGUUUGGUCAUAAAAUCAGUUCUAUACCAGGCAGACAAAGCUUUAUUUAAAUUUCGGUUUGUACCUGACAUUGUGCUCUGGGUCCACUCACUCACUCACACUAUUUUUUUAAUACCACAGAAAAUCCCAGAGCAGAGUGUGAUCCUGCUGCAUGCUUGUGCUCACAAUCCCACUGGUGUGGAUCCCAAACCCGAGCAGUGGAAGGAGAUUUCUGCCCUUGUGAAGGUGAGUUUACUUAGUGUCAGCUAAGCUAAUGUCUAGAAUUUUGCUAAGAAUAAAAAUAAGAACUUUAUUAACCCCGAAUUCAAUGCUGCUAGGUUUUGACUAAAUGUCAGAACAUGGAUUUAUCUUGUAGACAGAGGUCUUUGACAGUUCAAAAGUCACCAUGAUAAGGGCUUUACUGAUCUUAUCUGUUAUCACUUGACACAUUAUCAACCGGUUUUUCUGUCUGCCCCUCUCCCAUCUGCUUUCCCUUUUUUUUCACCUCACAGAAAAGGAACCUGCUUCCAUUCUUCGACAUGGCCUAUCAGGGCUUUGCUAGCGGAGACAUUGACCGUGAUGCCUGGGCUGUGCGCUACUUCAUUGAGCAGGGCCACAACAUCUUGCUGUCCCAGUCCUUCGCCAAGAACAUGGGGCUCUAUGGUCAGUCAGAAAUCAGCAUCAUAAUUUUUGACUACAUAAAAAAAAGAAUAAAUCAAUAAAAUAAUAAUAAACUUUAUUUGUAUAGCACCUUUCUAGAAGAUUUGUCACAAAAUGCUUCACAGUCAACAAAUUAAAAAAGGGUAAUGGUUGGUGUAAAUCUAAAUUCUGGCUGAAAAUAUGGUUUGUGUCUACCACCACCUAGUGGUAGACAUUGCUAAGUAAGCAAGGUUUAUUCAAACAGGCAUUCAGUCUAACAAAGUUCUUUAUUUCACCGUAAUGUGAGAAAAUUAGCUGCAAAGUUUAGUGAGUAAAAAUCUGUGUGAUCCAGAGAUGUUAAUGGUAUUUAUAAUGGUUCACUUUGAUAUUUAUUACGAUGAAGACAGGGUGAGACUGAGAUGAAGAUGAUUUGGUCUCACAAAUUACAAGUUUUCCUGUUUUUAAAAAUCAUGACCGUAACUGUCAUGGUGAUGUUCACAGGUGAGCGUGUUGGAGGCUUCACAAUUGUGUGCACUGAUGCAGAAGAGGCAAAGAGGGUCGAAUCUCAGCUUAAGAUUCUCAUCAGACCCAUUUACUCCAACCCACCUAUGAAUGGCGCCAGAAUUGCAUCAACCAUUCUUAGCACACCAGAUCUGCGCUCACUGUGGUAAGUGCUUAACUCAUAUUAGGAAAAUAAAACUGUCGACUCAAAUCUCCUUUUUCAUAUACAACUCAAUAUCACAGACUUUUAUUGUUUAUUUUGAACCUGUGUCCCAUGUUGUCGUUGAUCUCAGGCUGGAGGAAGUCCAUGGCAUGGCUAACCGCAUCAUUAAGAUGAGGGAGCAGCUGGUGGCCGGUCUGAAGAAGGAGGGCUCCUCCCACAACUGGCAGCACGUCAUUGAUCAGAUCGGGAUGUUCUGCUUCACAGGCCUCAAACCUGAGCAGGUAUACACUCACAUUUUUGUGCUUUAAUAUACAGCAGGGAUUGACAAUACAAAUAUGCAUUAUUCAGUCUUACAUUACACUUUUAGAUGUGUUUAUUAAAUAUGAAGCUACAGCCUAAAACCCAAGUUGACAGCUGCUUGAUUUCUUUUUCAUCAAAUAUUUAUUUUCAAAUGAAUCUUCUUAUCUAACUCUGUGCCAGGAACCCAAUGUUUUAGUCCUGUGAUAUAAUACAAUAUCACCAUGAAAAAAAUAUCAGCAUACAUAUAAGUAUUUGAGAAGGAGCCAAAAAGGCCUCAUGGUUUUUUGAGGUAGGCAUUGCUCAGCAGCCAAAUUCACUGCGUUUAAAUAUUUAGAAAUAAACUGUGUUUUUAAUAUUAGGUAAGGUGGAUAUGUUCCUAUUGCACAUUUGAGAAAAAAAAACUUAAGAGGAGACAUUAAAAUAUCAUGGAAGAGGAGGUUUUAAAAUAAUUAAAACAGAUCACAAAGAAAUAAAGCAAGAGCAGAGGUUAAAAUAUAAUGAAACAGCAUUAAAAUGUAAGGAUAAGGUCGAGUUUCAGUGUUAGAGUUAAAGACGUCUGAUCAUACGUAAUUGUAGCACAUGACCUCCAUGGCAGUGUUAAACUCAGACCUGUGCAGGUUUUACUUUGAGCUUUUUUUUUCCUUUUAAAAAACUCUUGAUUUGCAAUCGGGCAAAGAAAACUCUUGCUAACACAGAUUUAUUUGCCUGUUAGCUCCCUAAUCCCAUCCCAGACUUUGUAUUCUUACUUUGAUCAGCUUAAGUCUAAGAGGUUUUUGUACAUCUACUGUCACCUAAUGAUUACUGAACACGAUUAAAUACCUUACUGAUUUCCUUUUUACUGUAAACAUCUCACACAUGAUGUAUGUACAUAAAAAGUUGGAUUGAUUGUCUGUUUUUUCUUUUUUUCAUUUUUGUCAGCUGACUCGUUUAUCAAAGGGUAUAUUAGAUUUGUGUGUUUGAAUCACACACUCGGCUGGUAUUUGAUAACUUUUUCUUCUUUAAACAUUUCUCCUCUCUCAGGUUAUUAAACCAUUUACUGUUAGUGUUAAAGCUGAGGUACAAAAAAACAUUGGGGAAACCAGUCAGAGGUUUGGAAGUGUGUGUGAGAAGUCAGAAAAACGUUGUAAUCACUGGACAUACUUCUGACCAUUGUGUUGUUUUUUUGACUAAAUCAUAGGAGUGAACAACUAUUAGCUCCCAUCAGUCUGCUGAAUCUUUGGCCUGAUGAGCUUUAACUAAUCUCAGUAUGAUGUUCUUUUUGGGUUUCUUUUCAAUAUCUAGUGACUUGUUUUUUUUCUGCCUGCAGGUGGAGCGUCUCACAAAGGAGUUUUCUGUGUACAUGACCAAGGAUGGCAGAAUUUCCAUGGCAGGCAUCUCCUCUGGGAAUGUUGGCUACUUGGCACAAGGAAUCCAUGCUGUCACCAAGUAGAGCUGAUCCUGCUGAGAAAUCUACAAAAUCAGAGCAGCCGUGUUAAGAGGAGCUUUGUGCGUCACUUUUUCUGUCUCCUCCAUUCCACCUCUAGAAGAGAGCUUUAUCUAGCUAGACAUUUUCUUAAUUGGAUUUCAUCGUGAGUUCAACUUGAAACAGUUGCUGCUGUUUAACAUUUCGGUUUCUUUUUUCAAACAUUUCAUUGAACAGCUCCCCCUGCCAAAUUAUACAAGGCAUGUUUUCUCCUUUCUGACGGUUCAUCUUUGCUUAUUUAUUAUUGGAAUCAGCUGUUAGCGGUGUGUGCUGUUUAUCUGCUGUGGGGCCACUCACUCUAAUACAUCAAGGAACUGACACUGGGUAAACAAUGGCUGUUGCUAUGUGAAACCUGUAGGAAAUGUGACUUUUUAAUUUUGACGGUUGGGUAAUAGCACUUUAUGAGCGGAAAAGCACUGUUUGUUUCAAGAUUAGGUUGGGGUUUGGUUGUCUUUUGUCUAUCAGUUAAUCAAUUCACUGCUGGCUGUUCAUCUGAACUAAUCAGUUAUCUCGCAAUGUAGUUUCUUGAUUACUUCUGAACUACUCUUGUCUAUUUGCUCAUAUUCAACAGGAUUUUUAAUUGUUUUGGGUGUCAAUCUAGUUAAUCACAGAGCAUCAGUCUCUCAGUCAGUCCCUUUUCACCCCUGAUUAAAACAAGCACACAGGCCCAAAACAAAUUAGGCUCAAAAGAUUAAAGUGAAAAAAUAUCUUGAAUUUCCUCCCACAAUUUCUGCGUUUUCCACCACAGCCCCAGAACAUCCCAUUUAUUACUUUCUUUUCACAAAGGAAUCUCUAUAUUUGGUACAAGUACAAAUGUCUGUGUGUGGUUGAUGAAGAUGAGUGGAGCACCUGAUUGAGUACUGGACAAGUCAUAAGAAAUCCAGUAUCCACGUGCUUCUCAUUUACUCACUUAGACGUCAUGGUUCAGUGUAUGGAUCCGUUUGUCAUCAGGACGUGAUACAGAUGGCAUUUAAAAAUGUGGGAUUUGCCGCAAGUCUGCCUAUACUACCAUGUUUUGCAUUCUGUCAAUAAAUAAUGGAUCAGUGGUCAAUGUACCUUAUUGAACAAACAAUAAAUCAUGAUAGAGUAAUGGUCUUUCUUUGGA
Molecule: messenger RNA, 9816 nt
Organism: Xyrichtys novacula (pearly razorfish)
Lineage: Eukaryota; Metazoa; Chordata; Actinopteri; Labriformes; Labridae
Source: the annotation of a GenBank genome assembly